Molecule: messenger RNA, 1595 nt
Organism: Hyalella azteca
Lineage: Eukaryota; Metazoa; Arthropoda; Malacostraca; Amphipoda; Hyalellidae
Gene: nop5
Product: nucleolar protein 58
Cellular component (GO): box C/D methylation guide snoRNP complex; small-subunit processome
Molecular function (GO): snoRNA binding
Source: RefSeq, a predicted model, not a curated record
AUGCUGAAAGAGAAGGCACUAAAAGAUGUUGAUAAUCUGCCUCAGUACUUUGCUUCUGCUGAGUCUGCAUCCCAAAUGGUUCAGUUGGCGGGUUUUCACAAGUUCAAAAAUUCUGCUGAAGCUUUGGCUGCUGCUGUAGCCCUCAAUGAAGGGAAGGCAUGCAAGCCUCUUCGUUCUGUACUCAAGAAGGUCAUGAAGACUGAAGUACAGAAGAAACUUCUUGUUCUGGAUGCUAAGCUGGGCACAUCUAUUAAGGACAAGUUACCAGAGUUAGAGAUUGUGAGCAACAGCAGCGUGAUGGAGCUCAUCCGAUGCAUCAGAGGCCAAAUGGAGUCCCUCAUCCCUGGCAUAUCCGAGAAAGAGGCUUCUGCUAUGAUGCUUGGCCUUGGACAUAAUCUUGCCCGUUACAAGCUGAAGUUCUCACCAGACAAGGUUGAUACCAUGGUGGUGCAAGCAGUCAAUCUACUCGAUGACCUUGACAAGGAACUCAACAACUAUGUGAUGAGAGUCAAGGAGUGGUAUGGAUGGCACUUCCCUGAACUCUCGAAAAUCCUGGUAGAAAAUACUGCUUAUGUUCAUACGAUCAAACUAAUGGGCAUGCGAACCAACGCCAGCACAACAGACUUCAGUGGCAUCUUGGAUGAGGAACAAGCAGAGCUUGUGAAAGAGGCUGCCGAAGUGUCCAUGGGAUGUCAAAUUAAUGAUGAAGACAUUUUGUACAUGAGGGAGCUGUGUGACCAGAUAUUGGACCUGACGAGUUACAGGUCGCACUUGUCCGACUACCUGACGCGCCGCAUGACUUGCCUCGCCCCAAACCUCACCAUAAUGCUGGGGGAGCUCAUAGGCGCUCGCCUUAUUGCUCAUUCUGGCUCCCUCAUUAACCUAGCCAAGAACGCCUCGUCUACACUCCAGCUUAUUGGGGCGGAGAAAGCGCUCUUUAGGGCACUCAAGACCAAGAAGGCCACCCCCAAGUAUGGUCUAAUUUACCACGCAGAGAUGGUCAACCGAGCUCCUGCUGAUUGUAAGGGCAAGAUGUCCCGCAUGUUGGCGGCAAAAGCGUCGUUGGCAGCGCGCGUGGAUGCUCUCAGUGAGGAGACCAGCACAAAGAUUGGCGAGGACAGUCGAGUCGCUCUGAUCAAGAAAGUAAACUUCCUGAGCGCCGGCAAGUCGCACCAACUAUCUGGACGCAGCAAACACCAGGCCAAGAGCAAGCCUCACUUUUCCGAUAGGAGCGGUGCGGAGAGUAUAUACCCUGUGAGUCAAGAUACCACGAUCUCGGCUGUGAAACGCGAAAGAACAGACGAUGAAGUGGAGCAGCCUGCUGCCAAGAAGCCAAAAACCGAGAAACUAGAGCCCGAAGAAGGUGGAGGAGAGAAGGAGAAGAAGAAGAAAAAGAAGGUAAAGAGUGAACCUGUAGAGAGCGUGGUGACGGAAGAAGCAGUUGCUCUCCAUGACGUGUCCGUGGAGAAAAAGAAGAAAAAGAAAAAGAAGAAGUGCAAAGAAGAAGACGAACAGGAGUAAACUUUACUGAAUUGCAAUGUUGAAGACAAGCGAAUAACUCUGAACAGCUGUUGCUAAAAUAAAUUUCUAUUAAA